GUUUCCUCGCAGUCACCCGUUACCGCUUAAGAGAGCGAGAGCGAGAGCGAGAGCGAAAUCCCCUUUUCUUCGAGUCGAUUUCCGGAAAGCAUGGAUACUCAAGCUAAGCUUGCAGUUGUGGUGAAGGUGAUGGGCCGGACUGGAUCAAGAGGUCAGGUUACCCAGGUUAGGGUUAAGUUUCUGGACGACCAAAACCGGCUGAUCAUGAGGAACGUGAAGGGCCCGGUGAGGGAAGGCGAUAUCCUUACCCUUCUUGAAUCCGAAAGGGAGGCAAGGAGAUUGCGCUGAUGAAACUCCAUGGCAUGUCUUGCCGAACCAGGUAGUGUAUUUCUAUUUGGCUACAGAUUUGGUUUCAAGCUACAGACUUGGUUUAUGUUUAUGUGGUUUUAGCUAUUUCAGUUGUCUCAUGUGAGACUGCUUAGAACACAUUAUGUUGAAAACUUGAUUAUCUGCUUUAUGUUCAAUUUUCUUGUGAACCGUUAAUGUUUUA
This is a messenger RNA of Musa acuminata AAA Group (dessert banana), 490 nucleotides long. Its product is annotated as small ribosomal subunit protein eS28. NCBI's taxonomy places the organism in Eukaryota, Viridiplantae, Streptophyta, Magnoliopsida, Zingiberales, Musaceae. The transcript is spliced from 2 exons. Gene Ontology annotation, molecular function: structural constituent of ribosome. Gene Ontology annotation, biological process: translation; ribosomal small subunit assembly; maturation of SSU-rRNA. The coding region runs from base 91 to 288 and encodes 65 amino acids. Gene Ontology annotation, cellular component: ribosome; cytosolic small ribosomal subunit. The record is from RefSeq and is a predicted model, not a curated record.